Abrus precatorius (Indian licorice) is the source of this 708-nucleotide messenger RNA. Its product is annotated as ankyrin repeat-containing protein At5g02620-like. Bases 1 to 708 code for a protein of 235 amino acids. The record is from RefSeq and is a predicted model, not a curated record. Gene Ontology annotation, molecular function: protein binding. NCBI's taxonomy places the organism in Eukaryota, Viridiplantae, Streptophyta, Magnoliopsida, Fabales, Fabaceae. The transcript is spliced from 2 exons.
AUGGAGAGUGAAGAUGAGAGAGUGAUGGAGAGCGAAGAUGAGAGUGUGGAGGUAGAAAAAAUAAGCAAGCGAUUGUUCAAACUUUGCAUGAAAGGGAAGUGGGAGAAAACAGUUGAAAUGUACAAGAGGGAUAAGAUGGCUCGCGUGACGAAAAUAACGAGGACGGGUGAGACUGCAUUGCACAUAGCGGUGACGGAUGGGCAAGACGACGUCGUUGAAGAACUGGUGAAACUGAUUUGUAAUUGUGGGGACAAAGAAGGUUUGCGGAUUCAGAAUGAGAGAGGGAACACUGCGUUGCACUUCGCGGCUUCUAUGGGGAGCGUGCAAAUUUGUGAGUGCAUUGCUUCCUCAGAUGCUUCGUUGUUGAGCGUUCGCAACAUCGAUGGAGAAACCCCUCUCUUUUUGGCUUCUCUUAAUGGUAGAAAAGAUGCAUUCCUUUCGCUUCAUUCUAUCAGCUACCGCACCAACCCAAAUCCCGCCUACGAUUCUAAUUCUAGAAGAAACGACGGCGAAACCAUUCUUCAUUCUGCAAUUGCUGGAGAUUAUUUUGAUUUGGCAUUCCAAAUAAUUCAGUUAGAUGGAGAACUUGUAAACAGAGUAAACGAGAGGGGAGAAUCUCCCCUUCAUCUUCUGGCAAGUAAGCCUUCCGUUUUCAAGAGUGGUAGCCGCCUUGGACGGUUUGAAGCAAUUGUUUAUCACGGGAAGUGA